AUGGUGUUAAUUGUGCCUGAUAAAAGAUUAUUUACUAUCAUAUUAUUCAUCGCAUUUGCAAAUAACGACUUUAUGCCCUCAUUUAGAGAGAUUUGGAGUAGUCCAUGGGUAACCGCUGCAGCAAUAGGACUAACUGGUCUAGUAGUUGCGGCUUUUAUUUUAUCAGCAAUAAUUAGUGCGUUGGGAUUUGGUACAGAAGGUAUUGCGGCAAGUUCAUUUGCGGUAGUGUUGGCAAAUUAUCUUGAUGAAAUGAAAUUAAAUGAACCCGAACAACAAUCCUUUGAAAAUUUUGUUCGAAUUGAGGAAAAACCUUUCUCAAAUGAUCAUAGUAUGGUCAUAUUCACUCUUCUGCCAGCUUUAUUAUGUAAUCAAUUAAUGUUAAAAUGUUUCAUUGAACAUUUCAAUUUUAACGAAUCUAGAGUGGAAAGUUUGUUGAUAAAGGAUCAAAUAGUUGGAUAUGGUUUGGAUAUUAACGAUUAUCAAACAUCAAAUGUUAUGUUAUAUAUAUUGGAAGAAAUUUGGAGACAAAUAAAUGUGAAGGGAGAUAUCAAGUCAAAAUAUACAGUAAAAUCAGUAAAAUCCAUAAAAUCCAUAAAAUCUAGUUCAUUUUUUCAAUUAUAA
Funneliformis mosseae is the source of this 621-nucleotide messenger RNA. The record is from the annotation of a GenBank genome assembly. Lineage: Eukaryota; Fungi; Glomeromycota; Glomeromycetes; Glomerales; Glomeraceae.